AUGACUGAAAAGGCUACAGAUAUCCAAUUCACUUUCUACAACGGCCAAAAGAUACCAGCUUUGGGAUUUGGUACUGCAAACGUUGGUGACAGAGCACCUCCAACAAAAGAAGCUCUCAAGAUUGCAGUUAAAGCAGGUUAUAGACACAUUGAUACUGCUUGGGUUUAUCAAACUGAAGACUAUAUUGGUGAAGCAUUGAAAGAAUUGUUUGAAGAAGGUGUUGUUAAAAGAGAAGAUUUGUUCAUCACUACAAAAGUUGGUACUCCAUUAUAUCAAGACCCUGAACGCUCAUUGAAUGAAUCAUUAAAGAAGUUGGGAAUUGAUUAUGUUGAUCUAUUGUUACAACAUUGGCCAUAUGGGAGUGAACCAAUCUUUGAUAAAGAUGGCCAAUUGGAUCGUACCAAAUCAAUUGAAAGUAAAGAUGCUUUGAAUAAGGAUUAUAUCAAAUCUUAUCAAAGAAUUGAAAAGUUAUACAAAGAACAUCCAGAAAAAGUUAAAAGUAUUGGUGUUUCAAACUAUUCAGUGGAGUUUUUGGAAAAUUUGUUAAAAGUUGCAGAAGUGAAGCCAGUUAAUAAUCAAAUUGAACUACAUCCGCAUUUACCUCAAAAAGAUGUUGUUGAAUUUAGUGAGAAAAAUGGUAUCCUAUUAACAGCCUAUUCACCGGUUGGCUCUAGUGGAGCACCAAAUCUUGAAAUUCCAAUUGUUAAAGAGCUAGCUGCCAAAUACAAUGUUACUGCCAAUUCAAUCUUGACAUCUUAUCAUAUCAAAGAAGGUAGAAUUGUCAUUCCAAAAUCUAUCAAUGAACAAAGAAUAAAAGAUGCUAUCGUCUUAGCACCUUUAACAGAAGAGGAUUUACAAAAAUUGAGCGAGUUUGGUGAAAAGAACCCAAAAAGAUUCAUUGCACCAGCAUGGGGUAAAGAUUUAGGUUUCAAGGUCUGGUAA
Hansenula anomala is the source of this 942-nucleotide messenger RNA. RefSeq lists its product as uncharacterized. The record is from RefSeq and is a predicted model, not a curated record. NCBI's taxonomy places the organism in Eukaryota, Fungi, Ascomycota, Saccharomycetes, Phaffomycetales, Wickerhamomycetaceae. Gene Ontology annotation, molecular function: aldose reductase (NADPH) activity. The transcript has a single exon. Gene Ontology annotation, cellular component: cytosol. Bases 1 to 942 code for a protein of 313 amino acids.